Molecule: messenger RNA, 579 nt
Organism: Geodia barretti
Lineage: Eukaryota; Metazoa; Porifera; Demospongiae; Tetractinellida; Geodiidae
Source: the annotation of a GenBank genome assembly
AUGCCGUCCAAUGCCGCCGGCGUGGAGGUUGAGCAGGUUGGCACCAUCGGCAACGAGCGGCUCUGCGAGGUGCGGCUGAACAACGUCUCCGUGGGAGCGGGCACCGUGCUCGGCGAGGUCGGACAGGGCUGGCCCGUCAUCGAGCGCGCCCUAGCCCGGGCGACCGCGGCCCACUGCGUGCAGAUGGUGGGCGGCGCCGACGCGGUGGUCGAUAUGACCGUCGAAUAUGUCAAGCAGCGCACCCAGUUCGGCCGUCCCGUGGGGAGUUUCCAGGCGGUGCAGCACCACUGUUCCAACAUGGCCACCGACGUUGAGGGAGCCCGCCACGUGGCCUACCAGGCAGCGUGGGCCAUCGCCGAAGGCCAGUCCGGCCGCCGCGAGGUCGCCAUCGCCAAAGCCUGGUGCAGCGGCGCUUACCAAAGGGUCUGCUCCCUGGGUCACCAGUGCCACGGCGCCAUCGGUUUCACCGAGGAGCACAACCUGCAGCUCUACACGCGCCGGGCCAAGGUACAGGAACUUUCCUACGGCAGCGUCCACGACCACAAGGAAGUGGCGUUGCAGGAAAUCGAGGCUGCGUAG